CGGUUUUCAUACUGCUGCUUGGAGUUUCAUGGGCGUGGUCGAACUAAUCCUUCUAUAUGUAUGAGUGCAACGCUUUGAAAAAGUUCCAACAACAGUCAAGCUGUCAUUUAUGUCGUUGCAGCAGGGUAUGUAAACAGGAAGAGUCAAGAAGGAGGCUUAUUUUUAAUGCAGUCACAUGCUGGCCCAUGGUAGUGGAAAUUCUCUUUCUGUGUAAACAGAGAGCUGUGAACUCAGUCAGUAGCUCUCGCAUUCAAAAACGACACACUACCACUGCUUACUUAGUGUCAAACUGAGGAGUUUGCCAAUACGUUUUUAUUUACAAAAUGAGAGCUGCAAGAUUGUUAUGAAAUUGACAACAACGUUUUUGUUAGGAGCAACGACAUCUAUGGAUUCGCGGAGGAUAGAUUUGGACCCUGAGGAGCAGUUUCUUCGCGAUGCCCGGAAUGGUAACAUUGAGGAAGUUCAGAAGCUGCUGGAUUCCAGGAGACAAGGAAAGACAAACAUUGAUAUAAACUGUAAAGGGAAAAGCAAGUCUAAUUUGGGAUGGACUCCUCUUCAUCUUGCCUGCUACUUUGGACACAAACAUGUGGUGGAGGAACUGUUAAAGGCUGGUGCAGAAGUAAAUGUGCUUAAUGACCUGGGGGAUACGCCCCUGCAUCGUGCAGCAUAUACUGGGAGACAGGAGCUGGUUAUGCUGCUGUUGCAGUACCAUGCAUUUGCUACUAUUAAAAAUGGCACAGCACAGACACCAAAAGAAGUUACUCAGGACAAAGAAAUACAAAUAAUGUUAGAAGCUGCAGAAAGGACUGAAGAGAGGAAGCUUGAGGAGAUGCUCUUAGCAGCAGUGAGGGAAGGGCAGACCGGUGCACUCACUGAACUGCUCAACAGGUCAAAGCCUCCCAAUAUCAACUGUGUAGACCUGCUUGGCAACACCCCGUUGCACUGCGCAGCGUACCGAGGCCAAAAGCAGUGCGCGCUGAAACUUCUCAGGAGUGGGGCAGACCCCAGCAUCAAGAACAAAAACAAUCAGACUGCUCUUGACCUUGCAAAGGGAGCUGAGAUGAAAGAAAUACUCGAGGGCAGUCCUCUGAAGGGUGUGAACCGAACCUUGCAGAAAUUUCAAGGACCUGUUUGGAAGAGUUCCCGCUUCUUUGGUUGGCGGCUUUAUUGGGUGGUUCUCCAAGAUGGAGUUUUGUCCUGGUAUCCAAAACAGUCAGAUGCUGCAGCUAAUAAACACCGGCAGGGAUGCAAGCACCUCACACAAGCUGUCUGCACGGUGAAAUCCAGAGACGACUCCCUUUUCUCUGUUAAGUGCUUCGAUGAUAGCGUCCACAACUUUAAAGUGCAUCCAAAAAAUGCACCAGAGCUUACAAGAAACAAAUGGCUGGAAGCAAUAGAGGAGCAUUCUGCCUACAGCACCCACUACUGCUCCCAGGACCAGGUGAGCGAGGAGGAAGAGGAAGAUGAGGUAUCUGUGGGGCAGCUGAGUGAUUCAUUACAGAAAGCACAAGCAUGCCAGCAAAAGUUGAAGAAGGAAGUAUCUAGUUUUCUUUCAAUGGUAAAAGAAAACAAGGUUACAAAAGGUUUGCCUGUUUCAGUCCUCCAGAAGUUAAAGGAGCUUUCUGAAGUUUCUUCUGAGACCUGUGCAGCCCUGAGCAACUGCCUCACACUUUUCACCAAGCAACAAGGGGUGCAGAGCUUGAGACUGGAGCAGGAACAAGAGAAGAGUAAGAUUCUUUCUGAGGCUCUGCAGACUCUGGCGACGGAGCACCACGAACUCGAGCAGUCUGUUGUGAAAGGAUCUCCACCUCAAAGUGUGCUUAGUGAAGAUGAGUUUUAUGACGCUGUUUCUAACUCUGAUUCGGAGCACUCUUUGAGUGGAUUUGAAACUGUUACAAGCCAUUCCUUUGACGAAGAACCCGUCAGCUACAGCAGCGACCGCAGCAGCCAAACCAGAAUGGCAAAUAACCAUGGCAAUGAGCAGCCCCAGUCCAACGGAAUCAAGAAACACAGAACAAGCUUACCCGCACCCAUGUUUUCUAGGAAUGAUUUCAGUAUCUGGAGUAUCCUUAAAAAAUGCAUUGGAAUGGAGCUCUCCAAGAUCACCAUGCCUGUGAUCUUCAAUGAACCGCUCAGCUUCCUGCAGCGCCUCACCGAGUACAUGGAGCACACGUACCUCAUCCACCAAGCGAACGCGUCCUCAAACUCCAUUGAGAGAAUGCAGUGUGUUGCAGCCUUUGCUGUUUCUGCUGUUGCCGGGCAAUGGGACCGAACGGGUAAACCAUUCAAUCCGCUUCUGGGUGAAACUUACGAGCUUGUCAGAGAGGAUUUGGGAUUUAGGAUCAUAUCGGAACAGGUCAGCCAUCAUCCACCAAUCAGUGCUUUCCAUGCUGAAGGACUUCAGAAGGACUUUGUUUUCCACGGAUCCAUUUAUCCCAAGCUCAAAUUUUGGGGAAAGAGUGUGGAAGCGGAACCCAAAGGUGUUAUAACACUAGAACUUUCCAAACACAAUGAGUCGUAUACUUGGACAAACCCCACAUGCUGUGUGCACAACAUCAUUGUUGGAAAAUUGUGGAUUGAGCAGUAUGGCAACGUGGAAAUAAUCAACCACAAAACUGGGGAAAAGUGUUGCUUGAAUUUUAAACCAUGUGGCCUUUUUGGGAAGGAGUUGCACAAAGUUGAAGGCUAUAUUCUGGAUAAAAGCAAAAAGAAGAUUUGUGCACUGUAUGGCAAGUGGACCGAGUGCCUGUACAGCAUAGACCUGGCCGCAUUUGAUGCACACAAGAAGAAUGACAAGAAGAACGCAGAUGAAAAGAAGAAUAGUAAACCGACAACAAGCUCUGAGGAGACUGAAGAAAUGCCAAUGCCAGAUGCAGAAACUGUUCAGGUUAUUCCAGGAAGCCAUCUUCUCUGGAAGAUAGCCCCUAGGCCUCCAAACUCUACAGAGAUGUACAGCUUCACUACCUUUGCCAUGCAUCUGAAUGAAUUGGACCCAGAAAUGGAGACUGUUAUUCCUAAAACUGAUUGCCGGUUACGACCAGAUAUAAGAGCAAUGGAAAACGGAGACAUAGACUUAGCAAGUGAAGAAAAAAAGAGAUUGGAAGAGAAACAGAGAGCAGCUCGUAAAAAACGUUCGAAGUCUGAUGAAGAUUGGAAGACCAGCAACCCAGCACUGGGCCCCAGCUGGUUCCACCAGGGAUUGAACCCUCACAAUGGCGUGCAAGACUGGCUCUUCUCAAGUGGCUAUUGGGACAGAAAGUAUUCUCACUUGCCUGACAUUUAUUGAUAACAUUUGUUUAUAGCUGGUAGUAUAUGUGGUUAUUCAGAAAAAUUCAGAACCUCAUUGUGUUGUUUUUUCUUUAAAUACUGAAUUAUUGUUAUAAGGCUUAUUCAUGGGUAGGUUGGUAUAAAUAAGAAAAAAGACGGCCCUUAAUUUAGUAAGUGUAGUUCUCAUCACAGUGAAUUCACAGGUAGGCCCUGUAACAAUAAUGUAUCAGGUAUUAACUGGGCAGACCAUCAAGCCAAUAUUUGGUUGUUUCCAUUUCUAACAAGAUGUACAUCAAUAGUUUCAAACAUUUUUUGUUGUUGUUAUUGUCAUAUUAAGACCUACUCAGGCACAAUAACUGUAUUGCAAUACAAGCAUUAUCACGACAAUAACAAUCCUGUAUCCAGUAAUGCUUCGUAUUGUUUAUAGAAUAAAGUAACUCUUCAGUCAUCUAAUUCAUAAAGUUCAUUGUGUGUCUAUCUUCUGUGUAUCCUUCACCAUUUGUGCAAGGACAGAAAUCCAGAACAUUUUGUUUUAUUACUUUCAAAAUGUAGUGUUUUGAGUUGAAUUUGGUAUGUCAUGUUGUGUGUGUUUUUUUUUUGUUGUUUUUUUUUCCCCAAAAGUUCUUGCUUCAGGAAUAAAGAAGCCAUGGAUAAAACCAUUGCUGACUUAGUUAAAUAAAAUGUACAGCUGCUUGUGUAAAGAUUAAUCUUUAUUUGUAAUAAAAUCCAACAGAAUUAUAUUAUGCAGUGGCUGGAUAAUAUUCAUAUUGUAUUCAAUCCAGUGAUGCCACUGUAUAUUUUGUAGAAGUCUCCUAUGUCUUAGAAAAAUGCAUAGCACAUCUAACCUUUAAAAAAUAUAAAAUAAAAAAAAAAUAAGCUGGUAUUUUGUGGUGUUGCACUAAGGACUUCUCUGUACCCUAUUUUAGUUGGGUACGUCAUUCAAAUUAAACUAUAGGGAUAAGAUAUUUAUAUGUGGUAUGGUCUAUCGUGUAGAAAGUUGUAACCACUCUGAAGUUUUAUGUAAAAUAAAUGUUAGACUCACAGGAUUUAAAUUGCUGCUCAAUAAAGGAUUAAAAUCAUGUAUGAAUAAAAUGAGUUGUAUUUUGCUUCCCCAUCUAAUUGUUCACUUGCUCUACGUAUAUAAAUAUUUAAACGUACCUCUAAGGGAAGAUUUAGUUUGCGAAUAUCUCAAACUAUUUGAGAUGCCAACUUCAUAUUUCAGGCAUUUCAUGUCAGCAGUUUUACAGAGCUGUGGUCCCCUCAAAACCUCAAACUAUUGGUAGUUAUUCAGUGUACUGUAACCAAAUGUAUGAAUGCAUUUGUUUCUUAUGAAAAUCGAAUUCACAAUUAACCUAUAUUUUUAAACACUCACUAAUGUAUGUAGUGUGUAUCAGAUUCAUCUUUUUUUAAUGUUACUUUCCCCUUGUUUAGCAUUAAAUUUAACUAUCAAAUUGUGUUGCUUAUGUUUUGUAAAAUUGCAUUGUCUGUCCACUCAACAACCUACAGUACUUGAAUCCAUCUUGUUAAUAAAUUAUGUAAGUUUCUCAGUAAACAAUAGGGUUAAUUAAAUACAGUUAUCAGAUUAGUUUAUUGACAGCUACAAAGGGAAAAUUAACACGAAGUUCACCAAACAGGUCUAGUUCCAGUUUCUUGAUAUCCUUCUGGAAGACAAACUUCUAACCCUAUUGUUAUAAUAAAAGAAGAAACAAUGUUAUUAUAGUAGCAUCCAUGUAUUGGUUGUUUCGCUGUAAUGAGGAUUAGCGACAAUAUUAUUCUACUCCACAGCCCAAUUCCAUCUGGAUUCAGAUGGCUUAUGUAGCUUUG
Polyodon spathula (Mississippi paddlefish) is the source of this 5091-nucleotide messenger RNA. It is a transcript of the gene osbpl1a, whose product is annotated as oxysterol binding protein-like 1A. The record is from RefSeq and is a predicted model, not a curated record. Gene Ontology annotation, molecular function: cholesterol binding; protein binding. The transcript is spliced from 29 exons. Gene Ontology annotation, cellular component: cytosol; intracellular membrane-bounded organelle; membrane. Bases 344 to 3286 code for a protein of 980 amino acids. Lineage: Eukaryota; Metazoa; Chordata; Actinopteri; Acipenseriformes; Polyodontidae.